ACGCACCCCCGCGCGCACACGCCCGCCCGCCCGCUCUGCCUCUGCGCCCUCCAUCCCGGCUCGCUCAUUCUCUCGCCCUCUCGCUUCCCCUGCGGUCUCUCGCUCUGCGCGCACACACCACACACACGCACACGCACACACACGCGCGCACACACGCAGCCGGCACAGGCGGCGGCGGCGGCGGCGGCGGCGGCGGCGGCGGCGGCGGCUGCCCAAGUCAGGACGAACCUCUGUGGGUACCGUCUUGAGAAGGCGGCGGCGGCGGCGGCGGCAGCCCGAGCAUCCCUCCUCACCCGGAGAGCGAGCACCGCCGAGAGUUUGCGUUCCCUUUGCCGUUCCCUUCCCCCUCCUUUUCUUUAUUUUCAAGAGAAUUUGUUCUUCGCUUAUUGGUUUAAUUUGAUUUUGAAAAUUUUGGGUUGCUUUUGUGUGUGUGCUUUUUUUUUUUUUUUCUUUCCUCAUUUUAUUUGCAUCCAGAGCAUGGCGGGCUGCGGGCUGUCGGAAGACACCUUCUUCUCUUCCUUCUUUUACAACUACGGCUCCUCCUGGGAAACCCCUUCCAACCAGGUUUUUUGCGAAAAUCAGUGAACUAAUAUUGGUAAAAUUGGAGCCCCAUGGAUGAAGGGUACUUUUGUGCUGCUCUGGUUGGUGAAGACCAGCCUCUUUGCCCAGAUCUUCCUGAACUUGACCUUUCUGAACUAGACGUGAACGACUUGGAUACAGACAGCUUUCUGGGUGGACUCAAGUGGUGCAGUGACCAAUCAGAAAUAAUAUCCAAUCAGUACAACAAUGAGCCUUCAAACAUAUUUGAGAAGAUAGAUGAAGAGAACGAGGCGAACUUGCUAGCAGUCCUCACAGAGACACUGGACAGUCUCCCUGUGGAUGAAGACGGAUUGCCCUCAUUUGAUGCGCUGACAGAUGGAGAUGUGACCACUGAGAAUGAGGCUAGUCCUUCCUCCAUGCCUGACGGCACCCCUCCGCCUCAGGAGGCAGAAGAGACGUCUCUACUUAAGAAGCUCUUACUGGCACCAGCCAAUACUCAGCUAAGUUAUAAUGAAUGCAGUGGUCUCAGUACCCAGAACCAUGCAAACCAUAAUCACAGGAUCAGAACAAACCCUGCAGUCGUUAAGACCGAGAAUUCAUGGAGCAAUAAAGCGAGGAGCAUUUGUCAACAGCAAAAGCCACAAAGACGUCCCUGCUCGGAGCUGCUCAAAUAUCUGACCACAAAUGAUGACCCACCUCAUAUCAAACCCACAGAGAACAGGAACAGUAGCAGAGACAAAUGCACCUCCAAAAAGAAGUCCCACACACAGUCGCAGUCUCAACAUUUACAAGCCAAACCAACAACUUUAUCUCUUCCUCUGACCCCAGAGUCACCAAAUGACCCCAAGGGUUCCCCAUUUGAGAACAAGACUAUUGAACGAACCUUAAGUGUGGAACUCUCUGGAACUGCAGGCCUAACUCCGCCCACUACUCCUCCUCACAAAGCCAACCAAGAUAACCCUUUCAGGACUUCUCCAAAGCUGAAGUCCUCUUGCAAGACUGUGGGACCUCCUCCAUCAAAGAAGCCCAGGUACAGUGAGCCUCCUGGCACCCAAGGCAAUAACUCCACCAAGAAGGGGCCCGAGCAGUCUGAGUUGUACGCACAACUCAGCAAGACCUCCAUGCUCACCAGUGGACACGAGGAAAGGAAGGCCAAGCGGCCCAGCCUACGGCUGUUUGGUGACCAUGACUAUUGUCAGUCAAUUAAUUCCAAAACGGAAAUACUCAUUAAUAUAUCACAGGAGCUCCAAGACUCUAGACAACUAGAAUAUAAAGAUGCCCCCUCCGAUUGGCAGGGGCAGAUUUGUUCUUCCACAGAUUCAGACCAGUGCUACCUGAGAGAGACUCCGGGGGCGGGCAAGCAGGUCUCUCCUUGCAGCACCAGAAAACAGCUCCAAGACCAGGAAAUCCGAGCCGAGCUGAACAAGCACUUCGGUCAUCCCAGUCAAGCUGUUUUUGACGACGAAGCAGACAAGACCAGUGAACUGAGGGACAGUGAUUUCAGUAAUGAACAAUUCUCCAAACUACCUAUGUUUAUAAAUUCGGGACUAGCCAUGGAUGGCCUGUUUGAUGACAGUGAAGAUGAAAGUGAUAAACUGAACUACCCUUGGGAUGGCACACAAUCCUGUUCGUUGUUUGAUGUGUCACCUUCUUGCUCUUCUUUCAAUUCUCCGUGUAGAGAUUCCGUGUCACCACCCAAAUCCUUAUUUUCUCAAAGACCCCAAAGGAUGCGCUCUCGUUCAAGGUCCUUUUCUCGACACAGGUCGUGUUCCCGAUCACCAUAUUCCAGGUCAAGAUCAAGGUCCCCAGGCAGUAGAUCCUCUUCAAGAUCUUGCUACUACUAUGAGUCGAGCCACUGCAGACACCGCGCGCACCGAAAUUCUCCUCUGUGCGCAAGAUCACGUUCCGGGUCGCCCUACAGCCGGAGGCCCAGGUAUGACAGCUACGAGGAAUAUCAGCACGAAAGGCUGAAGAGGGAAGAAUACCGCAAAGAGUAUGAGAAGCGGGAGUCUGAAAGGGCCAAACAAAGGGAGAGGCAGAGGCAGAAGGCAAUUGAAGAACGCCGUGUGAUUUACGUUGGUAAAAUCAGACCGGACACAACACGGACGGAACUGAGGGACCGUUUUGAAGUUUUUGGUGAAAUUGAGGAGUGCACAGUAAAUCUGCGGGAUGAUGGAGACAGCUAUGGUUUCAUUACCUACCGUUAUACCUGUGAUGCUUUUGCUGCUCUUGAAAAUGGAUACACUUUGCGCAGGUCGAAUGAAACUGACUUCGAGCUGUACUUUUGUGGACGCAAGCAAUUUUUCAAGUCUAACUAUGCAGACCUAGAUUCAAACUCAGAUGACUUUGACCCUGCUUCCACCAAGAGCAAGUAUGACUCUCUGGAUUUUGAUAGUUUACUGAAAGAAGCUCAGAGAAGCUUGCGCAGGUAACAUGUUCCCUGGCUGAAGAUGACAGAGGGACGGUGAAUACCUCACGGGACAGCGCGUCCUUCCCUAACUGACUAUUGCAAGUCAUACUUAGGAAUUUCUCCUACUUUACACUCUCUGUAUAAAAACAAAACAAAACAACAACAAUACAACAAGAACAACAACAACAAUGGUUUACAUGAACACGGCUGCUGAAGAGGCAAGAGACAGGAAGGAUAUCCAGUAAGCACGUUUAUUCAUGGGUGUCAGCUUUGCUUUCCCUGGAGUCUCUUGGUGACGGAGUGUGUGUGUGUGUGUGUGUGUGUGUGUGUGUGUGUGUUUGUGCGCGCGGGUGUGUGCGCGGCUGCGGGUGUGUGGGCGUGGGUGUGCGCGCAUGCGCACGGCUGGUGUGGGGGAAGUCUGUGUGUACAGGUGGGGACUGGGGGCACGUGACCAGAGUGUGCCCGGGCGAAUCGCUUCAAACGGCAGCAGUUCCAUGAAGACGCACGUAAAACCUAGAACUUCAAAAUGUUCAUACUCUAUUCAAAAAGAAAAAAAAAAAAGCAUAAAUUCAAAAGGAAAGCAAACUAACCAACCGACCACAAACCACCCUAAAAUGACAGCCACUGAUGUCUGGGCAUCAACCUCCGUACUCUGUUUUUUAAGAAAGUGCAAAAUCAACUUGAAGCAAGCUUUCUCUCGUAAUGUAAUGGUUAUCUGACAAUCCCGAAGAAACCACAGUUUCGGUAGAACUAAUAUCCUUUCUCUCUCUCUCUCUCUCUCUCUCUCUCUCCCCCUCCCCCUUCCCGUCCCCUCCCCCGUCUCUCCUCUCUCCCUCCUCCUUUCUCCCUCUCUUUCUUUUUCUUCUCUUUUUCCUUUUGCCAUGGAGUCUGGGUGGGAGAGGAUACUGCGGGCGCCAGAAUGCUAAACUUUCCUAACAUUUUGAAGUUUCUGUAGUUCAUCCUCUAUCCUGACACCCAUGUAAAUGUCCCACAUGUUGAUCUUCCACUGCAAAUUUCAAAAGCCUCGUAAAUGGUCGAGCGCGGCUUAUUCAGUGGUUCUUUCUGAGGAGCGGGCACGGUGUUACAUUACUGAUGAGAGUUGGGUAGAACUCUCUGGUAUGUGUUCAGAUAGUGUCACUGCUACAUUCUCUGAUGUAGUGAAGUAUUUACAGAUGUUAAAUGGAGUAUUUUUAUUUUGUGUGCAUACUAUACAACGAUGUUCUUUUUUGUUACAGCUAUGCACUGUAAAUGCAGCCUUCUUUUCAAAACUGCUAAAUUUUUCUUAAUCGAGAAUAUUCAAAUGUAAUUACGAGGUGAUACAAUUAUUGUACACUAACAUAUUUAGAAGCUGAACUUACUGCUUAUAUAUAUUUGAUUGUAAAAAACAAAAAAGACAGUGUGUGUGUCCGUCAAGUGCAACAACAAAAUGAUGCUUUACGCACAUCCAUCCCUUCUUACGUGAGCGUCAAUCUGAGCAUCUUGUCAAGAAAUAUCCCAGCCCCCCCUAAAGGUAUUAACCACUUACGCGAUAUUUUUCCACAUUUUCUUGUUGCUUGUUUUCCUUUGAAGUUUUAUACACUGGAUUUGUUAGGGGAAUGAAAUUUUCUCAUCUAAAAUUUUUCUAGGAGAUAAUCAUGAUUUUAUGUAAAGUCUCUCAAUGGGUAACCAUUAAGAAAUGUUUUUAUUUUCUCUAUCAACAGUAGUUUUGAAACUAGAGGUCAGAAAUCUUUUUAAAAUGCUGUUUCGUUUUAAUUUUUGUGAUUUUAAUUUGAUACAAAAUGCUGAGGUAAUAAUUACAGUAUGAUUUUUACAAUAAUUAAUGUGUGUCUGAAGACUAUUCUUGAAGCCAGUAUCUCUCUCCCUUGGCAGAGUAUGAUGAUGGUAUUUAUCUGUAUUUUUUACAGUUACGCAUCCUGUAUAAAUACUGAUGUUUCAUUCCUUUGUUUACUAAAGAGACAUAUUUAUCAGUUGCAGAUAGCCUAUUUAUUAUAAAUUAUGAGGGGAUGAAAAUAAUAAAGCCAGUGGAAAUUUUCUACCUAGGAUGCAUGGCGACUGUCAGGUUGCAGUUGAAAUGUUUCAUUUGGAAAAUUCAGCUUUUGCAGAAGCGGUGUCUCUACUUGCACUAGCUUGGCCUCUCACGUGACCAUGAUGUUGUUCUUGAUGACAUUGCUUCUGCUAAAUUCAAUAAAAACUUCAGAAAAACCUC
Messenger RNA from Neofelis nebulosa (Clouded leopard), 5156 nucleotides. RefSeq names its product PPARG coactivator 1 alpha (gene PPARGC1A). Gene Ontology annotation, biological process: positive regulation of transcription by RNA polymerase II. Gene Ontology annotation, molecular function: transcription factor binding; RNA binding. The transcript is spliced from 14 exons. NCBI's taxonomy places the organism in Eukaryota, Metazoa, Chordata, Mammalia, Carnivora, Felidae. The record is from RefSeq and is a predicted model, not a curated record. Bases 612 to 2972 code for a protein of 786 amino acids. Gene Ontology annotation, cellular component: nucleus.